CUGUGAAACUCCCUCUGCCGAGACAGAAACCAAUACAUCCAACACUGAACACACAAGACUCAACACUCAACAUUGACUGAAGAUGCUGUGUUCCCGAGGAUUCCAGUCUUCCCUCAGCCCAUUGAUGGACUUCUACUGGCCUGUGCGCAGUCUAUGGCCAGAGGUCCGACCUCUUCUCAGCCAGCGGGAUCUACUGCAGAGAAACCUGCUAGAAGUCAAGAGCAGUCUGGAUCUGAUGGCAAAACUCCAGCAGCACAUCUUUGAAGAGUUGGACAAUGUCCCAUCCUCUUUGACCAUCCAACCAGUCUCCUACAAGCUGGAUAAAGAGGGAGCGAGCUUUGCCCUGACACUGGACGCUAAAGACUUUUCCCCAGAGGAGCUGUCUGUCAAGCAGGUGGGCAGGAAGCUGAAAGUCAGUGGGAAAACAGAGAAGAAGCUAGAUGAUGGGGAAGGCUCCUACUCUUAUAGAUGCCAAGAGUUCAGACAAGAGUUAUAUCUGCCUGAAGGGGUGAAUCCUGAGACAGUCACCUGUUCCCUGGCACAUGAUGGGAAGCUCCACAUUCAGGCACCAAAGAAUCCAUUAUCUGGUGAGGAGGAGGUGGCAGAGAGAGUGGUUCCCAUCAACUGUAGCCUGGAUGUGGAAACCCCACAAUUCCUGACAAAGACAGAGGGAAGCAUCACCGACACACAGAAGAAACAAGAGAACAGCGUUUCACAUGAAGACUGAUUUUUAUUUCACUGUAUGAAACAUUUUCUAAUACAUAUUUUUUAUGUUUUGAGACUGUGUGCAUGUACGUUUCAUAUCUUGUAACAAUCAAUAUGAUAUGCUUUUUAAUUGAAUCAAUAAAAUAUUUUAAAAAAUCAGAA
This is a messenger RNA of Oncorhynchus kisutch (coho salmon), 867 nucleotides long. RefSeq names its product heat shock protein 30-like. The transcript has a single exon. NCBI's taxonomy places the organism in Eukaryota, Metazoa, Chordata, Actinopteri, Salmoniformes, Salmonidae. The record is from RefSeq and is a predicted model, not a curated record. Gene Ontology annotation, cellular component: cytoplasm; nucleus. Gene Ontology annotation, biological process: protein refolding; response to heat. Bases 83 to 727 code for a protein of 214 amino acids.